AUGUUGUUUAGCAUGGAUUUUCAGAGUGCAAUGGAAACCUUCGCUGAAGCUUGGGUAGCCGCCAGCACUGGAGAACAGACACAAGCCCUUGCUCUAACACGCACCAAGUCGCCGAAGAAAGAUUCGUCGAUGCCAACAUCCCCAUCGCACACCGGUGGACGCGAUUCGGAAAUGGCCAGCCCGAAGGGUCCCUCGUCCGCGGUGGCCAACGUUUCCUCCGCCAGUAGUAACAGCAGUUCCGCCGAGCCUCCGGUAGAGCGGGCCCACUCCAUCUCGUCCGACGGCGGAAACGGCUCCUCCAGCGUCAACCACGCACUCGGCACGCAGAAUUCGGCAGCGUCGAGUAAUGGCGCGUUGGCCGGAGCGUCCACUUCCACCGGCUCCAGUUCGCAAGCCAACGCCGGACAGGGCGUUCGGGAUCUCGGGGCAGCUCUACAUCCGGCCAUCAGUGUGUCUCAGUCCCUGCUGGCCGCCGCAGCCACCGUCAGCCGCUCGGUUACGCCGCGUAUAAGCGUUUCCACGUCUCUGACGGCGCCAGAAAAUGGUCCCAGCGCAGGCAACGGACCGAGCGGGCACCCGGGUUCGGCCGGACCCCUUCAGACCAAUCCCUCCAACGGGCCCGGCGUAGACCGAGCGAUUCUACAGUCUCCGGUGGCCGCCGUCGCUGCAGCCGCCGCCGCCAUGCAGGACCGGAAGCAGGACUUUGAUUUCAGCAAAGUUAACGCAAAAUCCUUACCGCUUCACUGCGUCGUCGAGUCCGUCAGUUCGUUGCAGGCGACGCUCAACUUCGACACCCGCAGCCCGUGGAAGCGACGGCCCAACAUCGAAACGGAUAGCUACGUCAUCAUCCCGGCAGCGACGCCAUUUUGUGAUAUCGUAACGACCGCCCUGCAGCGGCUCGGCUACUCCACAGAGAUCUCCAAUGCUGCUAGAGGCUCCAUAUCGAUUAAGAACUGGAAGUCCCUCUCCCUCGAUGCCAUCUCGGACAAUCCGCUCGUGUCGGUCAGCGACAUUCUUGGCGAGUUGACGUCGGUGGUUACGCUCAAGAUAACGAUCCUGCGCAACAAGCCGUCCCAGCUGGCGGAAAUCAAGGAUAAGCUGCUGAAGCUGCUCAUUCUACAAUCGCACGCACUGCUGCGAUCGACCGGCUGUCCGCUGGAUGAGAUAACACUAUCGCAAAUAUGUCGCAGUCCGCUGCAGAACACCUUCCCCUUUACGCCGGAGAUUACCGACGAGACGCGGCGCAACUUCGACCAGUGGUGGAGCAACCAGCUCGCCCCCCAGCCGAACCCGAUCGCUCACAAGAUCCUGCCGUUCGCAAACCCACCGCAAAACGAUCACCUCGAUUUCCCCGGUCACGGUGGGUUCCCUGGACUGCACGCCGGAAAGCGGGACGCUGGGCUGCUCGAGGCAGGGGCUGGAGCGCACCAUCCCAACCCACACCACAAUCUGGUGGUGCAUCCGGCCCUGCAGACCGUCCACUCGCAGUACCCGAACCAGAAGACGCGCAUGCGUACCAGCUUCGAUCCGGAGAUGGAGCUGCCUAAGCUGCAGCGCUGGUUCCAGGAGAACCCGCAUCCGUCACGGCAACAGAUCCAAUCGUACGUGGUCCAGCUGAACUCGCUCGAAUCGCGCCGAGGCCGAAAGCCGCUGGACGUGAACAACGUGGUGUACUGGUUCAAGAAUGCUCGGGCGGCACAGAAACGGGCCGAAAUGCGCCAAGGAAUGACCAACGGGUUCGGUACGCCCAGUAUGAUGCUCUCGCAGGCCGACUACAUGAAGAGCUCGCCGAGUGCACCCUCGGAGGACAUCGACAAUCUGUCGCAGGACGAGAUGGAUGACGACCUGGAUCGGCCCAUGUCUCCCCAGUUGCCACUGUCGUUGACAAUCCACGAGCGGAAUCAUCCACUAACGCCCUCCGACCAAACUCCUAUCAAGCAGGAGCACAACUCUGGUCCCAGUAGUCCUCCACCGUCGCCCACGCCAAACCAUGUGCUCAACUCGAGCUCCUCGGUGGGCAGCAAUAACAACAACAACCAUGGGUCCACGAACAGCAACAGCAACAAUGGUGCAGGGUUGAACACGAGCAGCAAUAACAACAACGGAAACAACGAAUCCGCCAACGAUUCGGCGAUUGUGAACGACGAACCCAAGUCGAACUACUCCAACGAGCGAAGCAGCUCACCGCAGCGUUCGUCCCGUUCGCCCGCCUCCGAGGACCUGGACAUGGACGAGCCGGACGUGAGCAACCUGGACGACUACCGGUCACCGUCGCCCGACUCCAAGCGGCAGCUGCCAUUCGCCAUGAACAACCCGAUGCUGUCGCACUCGAUCAUGUACAUGUCGCACUACAUUCCCGCCAUGCAGGGUGCCGCCGGUAUGCACCUGAAGAGCGAGUUCAGCCCGGGUGCACACGGGGCCCUCGGGCAGGGUGGACUCAACCUGUCGUUCAACAGUGACGAGCGGCGGAAGCGUAACCGGACGUUCAUCGAUCCCGUCACCGAGGUGCCGAAGCUCGAGCAGUGGUUCUCGAUGAACACGCACCCAUCGCACAACCUGAUCCUGAAGUACACCGAAGAUCUCAACCGGAUGCCUUAUCGCCAAAAGUUCCCCCGUCUCGAGAGCAAAAACGUGCAGUUCUGGUUCAAGAAUCGGCGCGCCAAGUGCAAGCGGCUCAAGAUGUCCCUCUACGAUCCGGCCCAGCUAGCCAACCUGGGUGACCAGGCCCAUCUGGCCGCCCUGCACGAUGCGCCGCACCUGUCCAGCUUGCACGAUACGGCCCAGCUGCAUCCAUUCCACCACGCCGAACGGGACUAG
Molecule: messenger RNA, 2817 nt
Organism: Anopheles coustani
Lineage: Eukaryota; Metazoa; Arthropoda; Insecta; Diptera; Culicidae
Gene: dve
Exons: 6
Coding region: 1-2817 (938 amino acids)
Biological process (GO): chromatin remodeling; regulation of transcription by RNA polymerase II
Molecular function (GO): RNA polymerase II cis-regulatory region sequence-specific DNA binding; DNA-binding transcription factor activity, RNA polymerase II-specific
Source: RefSeq, a predicted model, not a curated record